AGUUGCAGAAGUUGCCACUGUUACCAAUUCUUUCUCACAUAAAAAAGUAAACUCCCGCCCUAAAACCCUAACCCCAUUCUCUCCAUCGACUGCGAUCAGUCAGCCGCGCACUCUGAAUCUUGUCCUUAAUUUCGUUUCCAAUCAAUCGUCCGUUGCCAUGGCACAAGAGACAGAAGAGAAGUCAUUCAGAGACUUGGGAGUAAACGAACAAUUGGCAGAGGCUUGCGACAAUCUCGGCUGGAAAAAUCCUACAAAAAUACAGGUGGAAGCCAUACCUAUGGCUCUGGAGGGGAAAGAUAUAAUCGGACUCGCCCAAACAGGGUCGGGCAAAACCGGCGCCUUUGCAAUUCCGAUUCUGCAAUCGCUCCUCGAAACUCCGCAGGCGUUUUUCGCCUGCGUGCUGUCGCCCACCCGUGAACUCGCCAUUCAAAUUGCCGAGCAGUUCGAAGCCUUGGGGUCCGGCAUUGGUGUCAAGUGCGCAGUGCUUGUGGGAGGGGUGGACCAAGUGCAGCAGAGUAUUGCCCUAGGAAAGCGGCCGCACAUUGUUGUGGCUACACCUGGUCGUCUUAUCGAUCAUCUUUCUAAUACCAAAGGGUUCUCUUUACGUACGUUGAAAUACUUGGUGCUAGAUGAAGCAGACAGGUUGCUCAACGAGGAUUUUGAGAAAGCAAUUGAUGAACUAUUGAAUGUUAUUCCUCGCGACAGGAGAACAUAUUUAUUUUCUGCAACCAUGACUAAAAAGGUGAAAAAGCUGCAAAGAGCUUGUCUGAAAAAUCCUGUGAAGAUUGAAGCUGCUUCCAAAUAUUCCACUGUUGAUACGCUGAAGCAACAGUAUCGCUUUGUUCCUGCAAAGUACAAGGAGUGUUAUCUUGUGUAUAUUUUGACUGAGAUGUCAGGAAGUACAUCUAUGGUUUUCACUCGAACAUGUGAUGCAACUACCCUUUUGGCUUACAUUCUCCGGAACCUUGGUUUUAGAGCCAUUCCAAUUAAUGGUCAUAUGACCCAGUCGAAACGGCUUGGAGCAUUGAAUAAAUUCAAGGCUGGAGAGUGCAACAUUCUUAUCUGCACUGACGUUGCCAGUAGAGGGCUUGAUAUUCCAUCAGUAGAUAUGGUUAUUAAUUAUGAUAUUCCCACCAACUCAAAGGAUUAUAUACAUCGGGUAGGAAGAACUGCUCGGGCUGGACGGUCUGGAGUUGCAAUUUCGAUUGUGAAUCAGUAUGAGUUGGAGUGGUACUUACAAAUAGAGAAGCUUAUAGGUAAAAAGUUGCCUGAGUACCCUGCAGAGGAGGAAGAGGUUUUGUUACUAUUGGAACGUGUGACUGAAGCCAAAAGAAUAUCUCAAAUGAAAAUUAAGGAAACUGGAGGAAAGAAGAGGAGAAGGGGGGGUGAUGACGACGGUGAAGAAGAUAUCAGCAAAUAUCUGCACCUGAAUAAAGGGAAAUCAUCGAAGGUGAAAAGAAGAUGAGGGGAGAAUCAUCCACUAAUUCAUAUUUACGACACGUUAAAUUUUGCAGUGUAGUUUUUAUUGUAAUGUUCCUUUGUUCCGGGAAAUUCAACCGUCUUAUAUUCUAUAGCCUUGUGGUAGAUUCCAUCUUGCCCCUGUAUGCUUCUGUCUUUUUUACAAAAGAAACCGUCUCCCUUUUGUUGAGUGUUAGAGUACGGGAGUUUAAUCUUGAUCUUCUUUUGGAAA
Sesamum indicum (sesame) is the source of this 1690-nucleotide messenger RNA. RefSeq names its product DEA(D/H)-box RNA helicase family protein. Gene Ontology annotation, cellular component: cytosol. Lineage: Eukaryota; Viridiplantae; Streptophyta; Magnoliopsida; Lamiales; Pedaliaceae. The record is from RefSeq and is a predicted model, not a curated record. Gene Ontology annotation, molecular function: ATP binding; RNA helicase activity; nucleic acid binding.